Messenger RNA from Candidula unifasciata, 1188 nucleotides. NCBI's taxonomy places the organism in Eukaryota, Metazoa, Mollusca, Gastropoda, Stylommatophora, Geomitridae. The record is from the annotation of a GenBank genome assembly.
AUGCUACUGGAUACCACCGUCGACUCCAACCAGAGCAGCGUGGACGAGUUCUCCAAUGGAGUCAACCCAACAAUCGCCGCAGCCCUUACCAUCGUCCGGAUUUGCCUGACGGUGUGUGGGCUUGUGACGAACACGGUCACGGGUGUGGUGCUGACAAACAGGAAGUUGUGGAGCCCCACCUCCAUGCUGCUAUUGUCCUUGGUGGCCUAUGACGCCGUGUUUCUUCUGGCGUCUAUCCCGCCGUGUCUCAUGGACGUCACGAAGAACGCCGAGGCGUUCGCCAUCUUGCUUGGCGUCUGUUACCCGCUGAGGUACAUGGCUCAGACGGGGUCAAUCUACACAACAGUUACAGUGACCAUAGAGAGAUGUUUAAUUGUGAUACGACCCUUAAGAGCACGAUCCUUCUGCACUUUCGGGAAGACCCGUAAAGUCAUUCUGGGGGUUUUCCUCUUCUCUCUAAUUUUCAACAUUCCGCGUUGUUUCUUUUAUAAACUGUUCACACAGGCUAUGGUAAGCAAUAAUUCAAAUUUUGCCGGAAAUAGCACGUGGCUACAUGCAUUUUCAGCCAACCAAUCAUCGAAUGUCAUUCCAGAACUCUCUAACACAUCAGACCAAUCAGGAUUCAGCAAUCAUAGUUCUCAACCAGUCAGCAACCAGAACGCGGAUUGGGCGUAUUAUGCGUGGUUAUAUUUGAGAGUGUAUGAAUUGUAUGUCAGCAGCGCCUUCUUCUACUUCCUGCCUUAUACGCUUAUUCUCAUCCUCAACAUGCAGCUGCUGUUGGCGAUAAAGAAAAGAAGAAAAGAAACGAGACGAAUCAGCGUGAAGAAUGAACAUCAGGUAAACUACACUAAACCAACCGACCUUGAAGACGGUCUGACUUUGAUCGUUCUUGGCAUCACAGUGUGCUUCUUCUUCUGCUGCCUCACCCCAGCCAUCUACAACGUGACGCAAAUAGCCGAGGUGUCAAACACAGAACUGUCCCAACAUCUACUGACCGCCAGUGACACCAUGCUGUGUAUCAACGCUAGUAUGGACUUUUUCUUCUACUGUCUCCUGGGCAGGAAGUUCAGGAACAUAUUCCUUCAUCUGUUCUGUCGGCGGCCGUAUCUAAGGAGCACUUACAGUAUGUCGAGUAGCCAUUGCAAGGCUGGGCAUAGUAUAAGUGAGACGUUGUAUCAUUCGGUGUAG